AGUUACAGGUCGUUCGGCGAAAAAUUUCGCCGCUGCCGUCGCCGCUAUGGCGACGGGUAAGGGGGUGGCGACGCCGCCUCUGUGGCCAGUAGAGGCCCGGCUGGCGGCGCUGCUUCCAGACCUGCUGGUCUUCAGAAAGCCCCGGGGAUCGGAACACGAGCUUGCCACGGCCCAGGGCGUCCUCCUUGGCGUCCACGUGACGGGGUUUACAGCAUUAAUGGACAGGUUCAGCCUGAGCUGCAAGUCGGAACGUGACAUGGACACAUUGGCCCACAUCUUCAGUUAUUACAUUAGUGACAUCGUGGAGCAUGUGCUCUGUUUUGGAGGGGAUAUCCUAAAUAUCACAGGGAAUGUGCUCCUGGCACUCUGGACAGUGGAACAGGAUCAACUGAGUGACAUCAUUACCCUGGUGGCAAAAUGCAGUCUGGAGAUACAGGAGAAAUUUGGGAUCUACCAUACCAGAGAAGGCCAGGACCUGCAGCUAAAGAUAGAGCUAUGGAAAAAUUCAGAUGCUGAACACACUGUUGAUAAGGUUGUGAGGAAUAAGCCUUCUCACACAGUGCUGGUGGGAGUCAACAGUGGUACAACUUCCCUGGAGGGUGAUUCAGUAAUCUCUACCGAGAUUACAAAUGCAUUUUUUCUUCAACCCAGCAAUCAACAUUUAUCCUUCAGCCCCAACGUUUAUUCUAUAGGUCUGUCUGCAGGUCGGAUUUCCCAGGUUAUUGUUGGAGACGAGCAGCGACAGUACCUCUUGGUGAUCGGGCGUGAUGUAGAUGGUGUCCAGUUAGCUCAGCGGUUGGCUCAGGCAAAUGAGAUUGUCUUGUCCUGGAACUGCUGGAAGCUCUGUGAGCAGUACAUGUUUGAAGUGGAAAUCAUGAGGGAGGAUGAAGCUGUGAAGUUAAGAGAUAUGCGGAUCAUUGACCCAUUUGAUUUUGAUGAGCAUUUUUACAAGUGCCUCGAUUACCUGCCACAUUACCGGACAAGUGCUGACAUUCUAAGAGCUGCCCUGGAGUUGGAUCCAGACUCUGCACUUGAGCAAACCCUGCGGAAGCACAUAAUGAAAAACCUUUUGAAGAAGAUUGAUGAAGGCCAACCUAUGGAGUAUAUAUCCGAAUUCCGUACUGUGACUAUGGUUUUGGUCAGCCUAGAAUUCCACAAGACAGCAUGGAUGUUGCAUUUGUGUCAUCUUAUCCAGGAGGCUGCCUUAUACAUCUCCACAGUGAUAGAGAAAGGGGGUGGCCAGCUGAGCCGGAUCUUUAUGUCUGAGACAAGCUGCAUGUUCCUCUGUGUUUUCGGCCUUCCUGGGGAUAAGAAGCCAGAUGAGUGUGCACAUGCCCUGGAGAGCUCCUUCAGCAUAUUCAGCUUCUGCUGGGAGAAUCUUGCUGAGACCAAGCUUGUUUCCAUCAGUAUCACCAGUGGACCAGUAUUCUGUGGCAUGGUUGGGGCAGUAGCAAGACACGAAUAUGCAGUUAUUGGCCCAAAAGUAAGCCUUGUGGCAAGAAUGAUAACUGCUUAUCCAGGUUUGGUGUCCUGUGAUGAGGUAACAUAUCUAAGAUCUAUGCUACCUGCUUACAACUUUAAGAAACUCCCAGAGAAAAUGAUGAAAAACAUCUCCAACCCAGGGAAGAUGUAUGAAUACCUUGGCCAUAGAAGAUGUAUAAUGUUUGGGAAGAGACAUCUGGCCAGAGAGAGAAAUAAAAAUCACUCUUUGCUAGACCGGGAGAAAGAACUGGAAGCCUUCCGAAUGGCACAGCAGGGAAGUUUGCAACAAAAGAAGGGCCAGGCAGUUCUGUAUGAAGGUGGAAAAGGCUGUGGAAAAAGUCAGCUGUUGGCUGAAAUAAACUUCCUGGCCCAGAAAGAAGGGCACAGGGUGUUGCCAUUGAAGCUGAAGGAAGCAGAUUCCAAGCAGUGCUUCUAUGCCAUCCAGACCCUCAUGGCCAUCUUCUUUGAGAUUGAUAUGUGCCCAGCCUAUUACCGGCAAGAGCGCCUCCACAAACAGCUCCAUGGGAUGGUGGAGGAAUCGCUUCACUGCCUGUUUAAUGACCUCUUCUUUGUGAAGUUUCCCUUAUCCUUCGAAGUUUCGCACAUGGAUGACCUGACCAGACAAAAGAAGGUUAAAGCAUGUUUUUUUCAAGUGCUGCAGAAGGCAAUGAGGGAAACACCACUGAUUUUCCUCAUUGAUGAGGCCCAGUAUAUGGAUGCAGACUCCUGGGAGUUUUUGGGAACUUUGCUCUCCAGUGUGCCCAUCAUCAUGGUGAUGACAUUGACCCCUACCUUCACCCUUUGUGGCUGGGCCCAGCACUUCCUGCAGAGCCCUCAGGCUAUCUUUGUGCCCAUUUCGAAGUUGGCAGCGACCUCACUGUUGAGAAUGGCAUGUUGGGAACUGGGGGUGGUGAGCAUCCCCCAAGAGCUGCAGAUCUACCUUCUCCGCAGGUGCUUUGGAAACCCCCUUUACUGUGAGAUCUUAUGCCAGGACCUUCUCUCUAAGAACAUAUUGCUCUUUCAUGACCUCCAAAAGGAGGAGGGGGAGAACAGCAAGUGGGAGACCCUGUCAGCCAAUGCCAUGAAAUCCACAAUGUAUAGUAUUUCUCCUGCCAGCUCUGAAGACCAGGAACUUUAUGUCUGCACAGUCAAGGAUGAUGUGAACUUGGAUACAGUGCUUCUUCCACCGUUAUUAAAAGAAAUAGCAGUGAACCAACUGGAUCAACUGAGCCCAGAGGAACAGUUGCUGGUUAAGUGUGCUGCAGUCAUUGGUCACUCCUUCCACAUAGAUCUGCUGCAGCACCUCCUGCCUGGCUGGGGUAAAAAUAAGCUACUUCAGGUACUGAGGGCUCUUGUGGAUAUACAUGUGCUCCGCUGGUGCAACAAGAGCCAAGAGCUUCCUACUGAGCCAAUAUUAAUGCCUUCCUCUAUCGAGAUUAUUGAACAAACCAAAGAGGAGAGAAAGUCAGAUGCUGGCUCUCCUCUCAGGCUACAAGAGAAACUAUCCCUACCUCAAACCGAGGUGCUAGAAUUUGGAGUGCCUCUAUUGCAGGAAGCGGCUUGGGAGCUGUGGCCCAAGGCACAACAGACAGCCCUACACCUUGAAUGUGCCUGGUUUCUUCGAGAUUUGGCCUGCCGCUGUGGGAGCUGUCAUGGGGGGGACUUUGUCCCCUUCCACCGUUUUGCCAUCUGUUCUACUAAGAGCUCCAGUGGGACCUCCCGAUUCUGUAGCUACAAAGAUACUGGCUCGAUACUAACACAAGUGAUCCCAGACAAAUUGCAGCUGCCUUCUCCCCAAGACAGUUUUCAGUUCCAGACAAAAUCACCCAGAAGUCAGGAGGCCUUCACAAGGGAACACUGCAGAACAGAGGAAGAGUUCCUGGAUCAAGUGAACAGGAAACUGGCUCAGACCAGCCCUGAGAAAGACAUGUUAACCAUGAAGCCCUGCCACUGUAAGGAAGUCCUGAAGUUAGUGCUGUCACCUCUCACCCAGCACUGCCUGGUCAUUGGAGAAACCACUUGUGCGUUUUAUUACCUGCUGGAGGCUGCCGCUGCCUCCUUGGACCUGUCAGAUAAUUACAUGGCCUUCCUUUAUCUGAGGAAGGCAAGCAGCCUUCUGGGCCAGCCCUCAGCAUUCUCGUUUUAUAAACAGCGCAAGGUGAAGAUCUGUCAGUUUGAGGAGGCCACUUUCUGCUGUCUUCGGUCAGAGGUCUGUUUCAACAUGGGACAGAUCACCUUGGCCAAAAAAUUGGCUAGGCAAGCCCUUCGUCUGCUGAAAAGGAAUUUCCCUUGGACCUGGUUUGGUGUCAUUUUCCAAACAUUCCUAGAGAAAUGCUGGCGUUCCUGUUCCCUGAGCCAGCCCCCAGACAAUCCUAGUGAGAAUAAGAAGAAGCUGGCAAUCCUGCAGCAGCAGGUGCAAUGCCUCUCCCUGCUCUGGCAGCUCUACAACCUGGAGGCCACGGCCAGCAGCCGCAGGUUUGCCUGCCUGGCCACUCUUAUGCAGGAGAAUUCAGCCAAGGAGUCUGCCAGUGAAGCCCAGGUUGUCUCUACCUACGUGGCCCUCUCCCAGUUCUCCCAGAACAUGGGUGACAAGGAGAAGUGGCUGCAUUGUGAGCAGAUGGCCAUUCAGAAAAACAGCCUGUGUUGGUUCUCCAGGGAGGGAUUGUUGGCCACAGCCCAGCUCAUGCAGGCCUUGGCCUACACCAAGCUCUGCCUCGGCCAUCUUGACUUCUCCAUCAGGCUGGGAUGGCUGUGUCGGCCCUUUGGGGAAUGUCUGCAUUUCAUUCAACAUUACGAGCACAGCUGCAUUCUAAAUUCUCAGAGCAAUGUCAUGCUGGGGGUCCACUCCUCUCUGGCCAUGUGGUUUGCCCAGGACUCACAGUGGAAGCUAUUUGAGCACCACUUCUCCAAGGCUCACCAGUUGGUGAAAAGAACCAAUGCCUCACUGUUUGGUUCACAUGGCUUUGUCCGAUUCCUAGAGUGCCAUGUGCUAAUGUUACAGAAGAUGCCAGAGGGUGUCUUCGCACAUACUGCCUCAGAGACUCCCCGCCAAACCCUCAAGUACUUUAAGGAGUUCUUCUCUCGAUGUGUGACCUGCCCUGUCUAUCACCAGUGGGUCUCUGAGCUUAAAGCCUCUGUAAUGAGAUGUGGAAAGAGAGAGUCCAUGUCCUUGACUAACGUCAUCAGACCUUUUGACACCUGCUUGACCAGGAUUUGGAUAGAGGGAGAAUUCCUGGAGGAAAAUAACUCCUUUGAAGGAAAUUUGCAGAGUAAGCAUUCCUUCCUGGAACCCUUGUCUGAGAGACAUAAAGAACAGUCUCAGAUUCUUACUCACAAGCAGUCAAAGACUGUACCUCCAAGUAAGAAGGGACAUGCAGAUAAUUAGGAUUAGUCCUUGCUCCAGAGGUAAUUGUCCUUCUCUCACAGUGCCGGACCCACCCUAGACAGAGACCCCUUAUAUUGUUGAACAGUGUAAGAGCCUCUCUUGGCCCUUUGUUUCAGCAUCUAUAACCCUUAGGCAUAGGAAGUUCCUCCCUGGUCCCAGCUUAAACAAAUAGAUUGUUCCCUUGAAGUAGCUGGAUGGUUACUAAGGGAGAAAGAAGGCCUUAGAAACCACAAUGUAAUGUCUGUGAAGGUAAAUGAUAAGAUAUGGGCAAGUAAAAGAGAGGAAAGAAUAUAGUUUCUUGCUUUAGGGCCCAGCAAAUCUCCUCCUCCAGGCCAUGAGUUAAAUUUGUAAUUGCUGAGGAAGUUCUUUGUGUUUGUAUUAUUCUUUAUGUUCC
This is a messenger RNA of Lagenorhynchus albirostris (white-beaked dolphin), 5261 nucleotides long. Its product is annotated as adenylate cyclase type 10-like. The record is from RefSeq and is a predicted model, not a curated record. The transcript has 30 exons. Gene Ontology annotation, cellular component: cytoplasm. Gene Ontology annotation, biological process: cyclic nucleotide biosynthetic process; intracellular signal transduction. Gene Ontology annotation, molecular function: adenylate cyclase activity. NCBI's taxonomy places the organism in Eukaryota, Metazoa, Chordata, Mammalia, Artiodactyla, Delphinidae. The coding region runs from base 47 to 4867 and encodes 1606 amino acids.